Molecule: messenger RNA, 1283 nt
Organism: Drosophila takahashii
Lineage: Eukaryota; Metazoa; Arthropoda; Insecta; Diptera; Drosophilidae
Product: putative nuclease HARBI1
Source: RefSeq, a predicted model, not a curated record
UAUUCAUUUGUGACAAAAUUCAGAGGAAAAUUUUAAAAUAUGGAUAAAAAAGAUAUUGAAGCGUUGCUGAUUGCUGUGGCUGACCAUUAUGAUAAAACAAUGGUAAGGCUGAUGAGCUUAGCAGGAAUGUCCAUUGAAUCCUUCCGGAACUUUAGAAGUCGUCCAUCUCGGAGUGUUUGGACCUUGCCACGAUUUGGAACCUUUUGGGAGCAGGAUGUACCCAAUAAUUCGGAAGAGUUCUUCAAGGAACAUUUUCGCUUGGAAAAAAGAACUUUUGAUACCCUAGUGGAACGCCUCCCAAACCUCCGAAAGAAGGACACGCCAUUUCGUAUGGCAAUUCCUUUGGAAAAGAGAAUAGCGAUAGCCUUGUACACUCUUGGGUCCUCUGCUGAGUACCGUACGAUAGCGUGUUUGUUUGGUGUGUCCAAGCCGAUAGUGUGUCGAAUUCUUCAUGAGUUUACGCGGGAAGUUAUUGUUAAACUUGCUCCGGAGUAUCUUCCGCCUGUCUUUUUAACCCAGGAGGCCAUUUUAGAAAACGUAAAGGGUUUUGAGGACAUGGGUUUUCCACAAUGCUUUGGAGCAAUUGAUGGCUGCCACAUCGAAGUGCGACCUCAUGCUAAGGACGCUGUGGACUACCAUAAUUACAAGGGUUGGUAUUCAACCGUGCUUUUUGCUAUGGUCGACUAUCGCUAUAGAUUUUCCUACAUAAGCGUCGGCAGUCCGGGUCGGUGCCACGACUCAAAGAUAUUUGAGAAUUCAAAUCUUAAGCGGAUUAUCGAAGAGUCUGAGUUAAUGGAUGAACAUUCCAGAAUAAUUAAUGAUGUCGAAGUCCCUGUGCUUAUUUUGGGAGAUUCGGCAUUUCGUUUUUCGAAGAAUCUUAUGAAACCCUAUCCGUUUUCCGUAGAAGCCAACGAGGAACAGAAGGCUUUCAAUUACAACCUGUCAAAGACUAGAAGAGUAGUGGAGAAUGCUUUUGGCCACCUCAAGGCACGAUUUCGAAGGAUCGGAAAAGGACUAGACAACAGAGUUGAAAAAUCUUCCCAAAUUAUAUCCUGUUGCUGCAUCCUGCACAACUUCUGUAUCGCCCACAACAGCUUUGUGCCAGAGUCAUGGCAGCAAGACGCUGAAUUAGUCCAAAGACAGGAUACUCCGGAGCACGAGCUUUGGCUAGGAAAUACAAAUGAAAGAGCAGAAACGAUACGAAGAGCCCUUGCAAUGGAAUUCUUAAAUCGUAAUGCCUAAUUGCCUAAUUGCUUGAAUAAAUAAAAAAUUACUAAAAGAAA